Fonsecaea erecta is the source of this 1551-nucleotide messenger RNA. RefSeq lists its product as hypothetical. Gene Ontology annotation, biological process: plasma membrane lactate transport. NCBI's taxonomy places the organism in Eukaryota, Fungi, Ascomycota, Eurotiomycetes, Chaetothyriales, Herpotrichiellaceae. Bases 1 to 1551 code for a protein of 516 amino acids. Gene Ontology annotation, molecular function: secondary active monocarboxylate transmembrane transporter activity. Gene Ontology annotation, cellular component: plasma membrane. The transcript is spliced from 3 exons. The record is from RefSeq and is a predicted model, not a curated record.
AUGGCUCACGUCCACUCUCCCACCAAGGAGACUGUGCCCGCGAAUCGUCACUACGUCGACGAAGACGAGCUCGACAGCACGCACAUGUCUCCAGGCAAAUAUGCGGCGACCAGAAUCAGCACCCUCAAGCCUCCCAUGGCAAAGGCACCGAAUCCAUUCACGCUGCUGGCCAUGCUCAACACCCAACAAUGGCUUUUCUUCCUCGUGGCGUUCUUUGGCUGGUCGUGGGAUGCCUUUGACUUCUUCACCGUGUCGUUGACCGUGUCUGACCUGGCCGAGACAUUCAACAAGAGCAACACGGAUAUCACGUGGGGCAUCACUCUGGUGCUCAUGUUCCGUUCGGUGGGAUCAACCAUUUUCGGUAUCGCGUCUGACCGAUAUGGACGGAAGUGGCCCUUCAUUGUCAACAAUAUCCUCUUCAUUGCCCUCGAACUCGGCACCGGCUUUACCCAGACCUACGGCCAAUUUCUCGCCGUGCGCGCCCUCUUUGGCAUUGCCAUGGGCGGCUUGUAUGGUAACGCAGCAGCGACCGCACUGGAAGAUUGCCCCCCAGAGGCCCGUGGUAUCAUUUCCGGAAUGCUGCAACAAGGCUACGCAUUUGGGUAUCUGCUUGCCACGGCAUUUGCUCGUGCCCUGGUCAACACAACCUCGCACGGUUGGAGGCCGCUCUUCUGGUUUGGCGCCUGCCCGCCAGUGCUGAUCAUUUUGUUCCGUCUGUGUCUCCCCGAGACCAAUACUUUCCGCGCUCGCCAGGCUAUUCGUGCGCAGCAAGGAACUUUGGCGGGCACUUUUAUCUCCGAGGGAAGAGUCGCGUUGAAGAGACACUGGAUGCUUCUCAUCUACUUGGUUCUUUUGAUGGCGGGUUUUAACUUUAUGAGCCAUGGCUCCCAGGACUUGUAUCCAACAAUGUUGACCAACCAAUUCAAAUUCUCCGCCGACGCCGUCACAGUCACGCAGGUUGUAGCCAAUUUGGGCGCCAUGACCGGCGGCACCGUCAUCGGGUACUGCUCGCAGAUCUUCGGCCGUCGCUUCAGCAUUAUUUUCAUUUCGAUCGUUGGUGGGGCGUUGUUGUAUCCCUACACCUUUGUCACCUCCAAGGCCGUCAUUGCGGCGGCGUUCUUUGAGCAGUUCUGUGUCCAGGGCGCAUGGGGUGUCAUUCCGAUUCACCUGAUGGAGCUUUCUCCCGGUUCGCUGCGGACGUUUGUCGUGGGUACUUCGUACCAACUCGGCAACUUGGCCUCGUCGGCCUCUUCCACGAUCGAGUCCACCAUCGGCGAACGGUAUCCCCUCGCGCCUCUCAUCAACAAGGAAGGGAAAGCCGUCAAACGAUACAACUACGGCAAGGUCAUCUGCAUCUUUAUGGGUGCGGUUUACGCCUAUGUCAUUCUGCUGACCUUGAUCGGACCAGAGAGGCGAGGCAGGAGUUUGGACGUGGAGGACGACGAGGACAUGGCCGAGGUUACCCACAUGGAUCUGAGGCACCACCAGGUUCCGGUGGAGCACAGAGAUUCCAGCGAGGACGACAAGGCGGUCGCGAGCGAGAAGGUUUGA